Polychytrium aggregatum is the source of this 1296-nucleotide messenger RNA. RefSeq lists its product as uncharacterized. Gene Ontology annotation, molecular function: molybdate ion transmembrane transporter activity. The record is from RefSeq and is a predicted model, not a curated record. Bases 1 to 1296 code for a protein of 431 amino acids. Lineage: Eukaryota; Fungi; Chytridiomycota; Chytridiomycetes; Polychytriales. Gene Ontology annotation, cellular component: membrane. Gene Ontology annotation, biological process: molybdate ion transport. The transcript is spliced from 9 exons.
AUGAGCACUCUUGCCGAUGCUCCGGCGGGCAAGGUCGCCUCGUCCUUCGCCAACACCGCAAACUUUGACUCCUUCAAGAAGAACUAUCUGCUCGUCUACUCCCUGGUCAUGAUGUCGGACUGGCUCCAGGGACCCUAUAUCUACCAGCUCUACCGCGACUACGGCUAUGACCUCAACGACAUUGCCAUCCUGUUCAUCACUGGGUUUCUGUCCUCUGCCGUUCUCGGCACCGUCGUCGGAUCGAUUGCCGACAGAGUUGGCCGCAAGACAAUGUGCCUGGCCUUCUGUGUCGUCUACACCGUCUCCUGCUUGACAAAGCUCUCCCCGGCCUUCUCGGUGCUUUUGCUUGGCCGAGUCACUGGCGGAGUCGCAACGUCGCUCCUGUUUUCUACUUUCGAGGCAUGGAUGGUCAGCGAGCACUUUUCGAGAGGCUUCAAGGAUUCUCUGCUUUCCGACACCUUCUCGUGGGCAACUUUCUUGAACGGCCUCGUCGCCAUCAUCUCUGGCGUCCUGGCCAACUUCCUCGCCAACAUCUGGGGACCUGUGUCUCCGUUCAUGGCAUCAAUCGUCUUCCAAGGUGCCGCUGCGGCCGUGAUCUCAACGACCUGGUCCGAAAACUACGGCAGCGAGAAGCCCAAGGCCAGCUCUUCAUCGCUCAAACAGGCCAUUUCGGUGAUUUUCAAUGACUCGAACAUCCGCUCAACCGGACUGAUGCAAACCUUCUUUGAAAGCGCCAUGUACACGUUUGUGUUCCUCUGGUCGCCAGUCCUUGAGAACAUUACCCCGACGUCGCUCUCACUUCCCUACGGCAUCAUCUUUGCCGCCUUCAUGGUGUCAAUCAUGAUCGGCUCGGUCAUCUUCCGUGUGCUCAACGCCGAGCGUAUGAGCCACAAGAUCAUUGCCCGCAAUCUCUUCCUGGCGGCUGGAGUCUCGCUCGUCAUCCCGGCUCUCUUCAUCCAGAAUGCCACGAUUCUGUUUGCCGCCUUCAACCUCUUUGAGCUCUGCUGUGGUAUCUACUAUCCCACCCUGGGCACGAUCCGAUCCAAAGUGAUUCCCGAAGAGAUCCGCGCCACCGUCAUGAACAUCUUCAGAGUCCCGCUGAACCUGAUCGUUGUCGUUACAUUGCUGAAGGUCAAGGAUAUUAGCCAGAGCCUCCUGUUUGUUCUCUGCGCUGCGUCUGUGAUUGUGGCGGCAUACUAUGCCACCAUCGUCUCUGUCCAGACCAAGGAUGUAGUCAAGAUCGUCGACAAGGAUACGACUGAGAUGUCAUCAAUUGCCGUUGCCGAAGACGAGUGA